AAUAUUGUAGCGAAAAAGAUAGGCAAAGGUUUAAGAUAAAGGAAGUUGAGGGAGGAAGACAGGCAGGCUUCAUGGCUUCCGCAGUAUUGAGCUUAAGCAGCACGAGCUCGUGCCUGAGAUUCCACAGUAAAAAUGGAGUCUUUUUGUCAAACCCGUCAAGUAAUCCCCAUUUCUCCAGAAUUUUGUCAGCCAAAAAUACCCAAUUCCAAAAUCUCAAGAAAAACAACUCUAUACGAGCAACCAGCUCUGAGGAAGGCAUUCCCACUGAGUUGAUUGAAGAUUCCAAGUUUGUUCCUUUAAAUGCUGAAGAUCCAAGAUAUGGCCCACCAGCUUUGUUGCUGCUGGGCUUUGAAUUGGAGGAUGCUGUAAAGAUAAAACAACUUCUGAAGGAAAUGGAUGGUGAAUUCCUAGAGAUCAUAUUCUGCACUGAAGACAUGAUAUCUCGCUCGCUUUGGGAAGCAGUGAAUACAAAACAACGAGAUUUGAAAGCUCUGAAGAUUGCGAAACCACUUCCAAGGAUUUGCUUCCUGUCUGGUCUAACUGGAGAGGAGAUGAUGAUGUUCAUAGAUGCCUUUCCAGAAAGCGGACUAGAACAACCCGUCUUUGCAGCUCUCGUUCCUAAUGCAGCCGAUAAGCCACUCGAAGAGCUAAUCGAUGAGAUCAUGGGGGACCAUGAAACGCUGUCUGGAAAACGACAAAGCUAGGCCAGUAGUCGUCGCAUAUCGCGUUAUGUUAAACCGCUACACAGCCUUUAUAAUCCUGCCCAGCUGUUGCAAUAAACUGCAUUCUGGACUACUGGGAGGUUCAAAAGUUGAAACAUGGUUGAAGUUGUCUCUAAUGUAUAGGUCCAUGUUACCUAGUAUAUGUAUUAUAUAUUGGAUUUUCUAUAGUAUCGAUUAGCACCAGUGUUGAUAGCCAAAACUAGAAAAUGUUGUAUUAUUUUUGCAGUGUGCAUUACGUAAAUAUUGCUAGACUCGACGUGUUGAUAAGAAUUGAACUUGUGAUCUUCAGGUACGACAAUCAUGUUCUAUCCACUCAGUUGCCCUUUUUGAGGCA
Molecule: messenger RNA, 1056 nt
Organism: Ipomoea nil (Japanese morning glory)
Lineage: Eukaryota; Viridiplantae; Streptophyta; Magnoliopsida; Solanales; Convolvulaceae
Exons: 8
Coding region: 72-704 (210 amino acids)
Source: RefSeq, a predicted model, not a curated record